Cantharellus anzutake is the source of this 1449-nucleotide messenger RNA. RefSeq lists its product as uncharacterized. NCBI's taxonomy places the organism in Eukaryota, Fungi, Basidiomycota, Agaricomycetes, Cantharellales, Hydnaceae. The record is from RefSeq and is a predicted model, not a curated record. Bases 1 to 1449 code for a protein of 482 amino acids. The transcript is spliced from 3 exons.
AUGGAUACUGAGCCGGAAAGAAGCACCAAGGCACUUAUAAACUCUCUCCAGAGCCGUCUUUUGAAGCCUAAUGAUGAGGAGAUCUCCAGGUUAGGGCGCAGCAAAAUUUUUGCGCUUCCCGAAGUAAUCUCCAAGAAGUAUGUUGUCGAGAAAGAAUUGGCUCUUCUCCAGCAGGUUUCAUCUGCAGCCAGCAAGGAACUUGACAAAUUGGUGAUACUGGAGAAGCGACUCCAAAAUCGCCAGACAGGGAUAGGAAAACUGCCAGAUGAAAAUUUGGAAUUAAUAUUUGCGCUUGGCGUCCGAACGAGAGAAUCCUCUCUCCCAGUCUUGGUAUAUGCUUCAACGUGUUUUAGAUGGAGAGAGGUUGCAAUCGGUAAACCUAGUCUUUGGGGGACGCUUUCAAGGUUCUUCCCGGAGAAGUUGACGCAAUUAUUCCUGGACCGAUCCCAGCAAGCGCCUCUUGCGGUUACUUUUGGCAAACAUAUCUGUCUCGCCGCCAACAGCCUGCACCACCAUCGGAUCCAGCGCUUGACACUUGCGGAUCGGAUCCCCGAGUUUUCAGUCUUAACCUCCUUGCAGGAGGUGUCAGUUCGUUAUCCGAGCUCUACAGAUGGUCUGGAUGCUCUUUUUCAUCUUCUCUCUGAUGCUCCAAUCCGCCGCUUACGAUUCCAAUCACGUUCAAUCCCUUCAUUCUCUACCGUCAAUGCAAUUAAUCUGACUCAUGUUACAUUGUAUGCCUAUCAUCCAUCAAUCCCAAGUGCCAUCAGCGCUGCUGUCAAUCUUGUAUACCUCCUCGUGCAGAUUGACAAUCCUGAAGAUGUGGUGAGUCCCGUAACCGGAUUCACAGCACUGCCGUAUUUGCGAUCCCUCACCCUCCGAGGCGUCUCCGAGCACCACGGACUCUUCCCACAAAGCGCAGACCGGCUGGAGUACAUUCAAUUGGAUAAUUCAAAACCCCCUCCACCAGUACUCCAUUCCUCCCAAUUUCCCUGCUUGCGUGCUGCUGAGAUCGACUCAGGCAACAUCGAUGUUAGCCACCUGACGGAUUUCUUUUUUCAUCACUCUGGGCUUGACUGUUUUUGCAUCUCGGGAUUGGAUAGUGCCCACAACCCGCUUUGGCUGGAACGUCUGUGCGUCGACCCAGGGUCAUCCUCCAAUAUCGUCAUCAAUGGCUCAGUUUUGUGUCCCUCGCUACGCUUACUGCAGCUCGAAUUUCAGCUUUCAGGGAUGGCUUACAAGUGGGAUCAUGCAUUGGCGUGCUAUCUUCUCCGCUUGCCCUAUGUCAGGGACCUUCAGACUUCCACCCCCCUCCGCAUCGAGCUUAAGGGAAUAACGAUAGAUACUGCACCUUACACGUUCCAGUUAGCAAGGUCUAAGUCCGAGUCAAAUAUCGUUCUAUAUGAGUACCUUUCCGAUUUGCCGGAUCCCUUCGAACCAGAUUGGCUCUGA